Messenger RNA from Fusarium fujikuroi IMI 58289, 276 nucleotides. RefSeq lists its product as uncharacterized. Lineage: Eukaryota; Fungi; Ascomycota; Sordariomycetes; Hypocreales; Nectriaceae. The coding region runs from base 1 to 276 and encodes 91 amino acids. The transcript has 2 exons. The record is from RefSeq and is a predicted model, not a curated record.
AUGGAUAACCUCUUUGCCUCGCCCGAUCUCUUCCGUGCCCUUCAAGAAGCCGGUCACGGGGCCACAGGCACAGCCCGCCCUAACUGUGGCAUCACCAAAGAGCGCAAGCUUGUAAAAGGGAAGGAUAAGGCAGGUGUCUCAGGCUUUAAGUAUAAUAAAGUAAAGUCAAUCCCUACAAUUGACGGCCUCGUCGCUCAAAUCGCUUGGGAGGAUAAUAGCCUCGGGUUAUUUCUCUCCACCGUAUACAGCGGUGCCGAUGACCAACGCACCCUAUAG